AUCCCCCACGCCACUCGCCAGCACCUUCGCUCCCCUCGCCUUCUUGCUCUGCUCACCGCGAGCGCGCGCGUGCGCCCGGAGCGCCGAUGGCCGCCGCAAUGCCACCGUCGCUGCCCGCCCUCCUCGCGGCGCUGCUGCUGCUGGUGACGCUUUCGCCGGCCGCGGCGCGCGUCCCCGGCGUGUACACCGGCGGCGACUGGCAGAGCGCGCACGCCACCUUCUACGGCGGCAGCGACGCCUCCGGCACCAUGGGCGGCGCGUGCGGGUACGGGAACCUGUACAGCCAGGGGUACGGGGUGAACAACGCGGCGCUGAGCACGGCGCUGUUCAACGAGGGGCAGCGCUGCGGCGCGUGCUUCGAGAUCCGGUGCGUGAACCAGCCGGGGUGGGCGUGGUGCCUCCCGGGGAGGCCGUCCAUCGUGGUCACCGCCACCAACUUCUGCCCGCCCAACUACGCGCUGCCCUCGGACGACGGCGGCUGGUGCAACCCGCCCCGCCCCCACUUCGACCUCGCCAUGCCCAUGUUCCUCCACAUGGCGCAGUACCGCGCCGGCAUCGUCCCCGUCUCCUACCGCCGGGUGGCGUGCCGGAAGUCGGGCGGGGUGCGGUUCACGAUCAACGGGUUCAGGUACUUCAACCUGGUGCUCAUCACGAACGUGGCCGGGGCGGGGGACCUGGUGCGCGCCAGCGUGAAGGGGUCCAGCACCGGGUGGAUGCCCAUGUCCCGCAACUGGGGCCAGAACUGGCAGUCCAACGCCAUCCUCGUCGGCCAGGCCCUCUCCUUCCGCGUCACCGCCAGCGACCGCCGCACCUCCACCUCCUGGAACGCCGCACCCCAGAACUGGCGCUUCGGACAGACCUUCGAGGGCAAGAACUUCAGGGUCUAGUUGGCCUUCUUCUCCUUCUCCGGCGCCGGCGAUGGAGCAGAUGGACGUCGUCUUAUAUACUAUACUAGCGAGUAAUUACUACAGUGAGCGGUCGAGUGGUAUGGGUUGGUGUGUUUUUUCCGUUCCUGGUGCGUGGCCUGUGAAUGCAGAUGCAAGGUGCAAGCAGGUUGAUACCAGUAGCAGUAAAAGUCUAGUCUUGAUUAGGGUAAAGAGGUGAUGGUUGCUGGGUACUGAGUAGAGUGGUUGUGUGGAGUGGUGGCUGAAGUGGCUGCAAAGCCGCAGCUGAAGAGUGGGAGCGGCGAGUGUAGCCCGCAGCUGCUUCUCCGGUCCGGUGUCCCGUGUCGUGUCAUCUUUGUCUCCAUGGCACGCUGCUGGCUGUUACUACUACUAUUUAUCAACCAAUCAUGGACCUGAUUUGUAUCGUA
Aegilops tauschii subsp. strangulata is the source of this 1312-nucleotide messenger RNA. RefSeq names its product expansin-A7. Gene Ontology annotation, biological process: plant-type cell wall organization. The record is from RefSeq and is a predicted model, not a curated record. NCBI's taxonomy places the organism in Eukaryota, Viridiplantae, Streptophyta, Magnoliopsida, Poales, Poaceae. Gene Ontology annotation, cellular component: extracellular region.